UGAAGCAGUCGGACUCAUUUGUUUAAUGUAAGCCAAGAACGAAUGGACCCCAUAGUUUAUGUCGUAGCGGCAGCUUUUGUUGCUGUUUUGUUGUGGUUUAUCACUCGAACAAAGGCUGAUAAACCUGUGCAAGAGCAGGAAAAUCAGCGACAGGAUGCUGCUCAGGCUGUGGGUAACCGAGCUGGCGGAAGAAGACGCAGAAAUGUUAGAAUGGGAAUUCAGCAGCAUGCUCAAGGAGCCAGACAUGAAAAUGAAUCGGAAAAUGAUGAACAAGAAGAGACAUUUGCCAGUACAGAAGGGAAGAUUGGAGCCAAAAAGAUGAAAAAAUUACAAGAAAAAGAAGAGAGAAAACGAAUGAGAGAACAAGAGGCCUUGGAAAGAGAAGAAAGAAAAAAGGAGCAAGCAGAGAGAGAAGAAAGGCAAAAACUUGAAGAUGAGAAAAGAUUGAAAGAAGAAGAGAAAAUUGCAGAGGAAAAACGGAAAGAGCAAGAAGAAAAAGAACGCAAAGAGCAUGAAGAAUAUUUGGAACUUAAGGCUAUGUUUUCAGUAGAUGAAGAAGGACAUCAAGUCAUAAAUUCAGAAUCGGAAAGCCAAAACAUGCUAAUGGAAUUUGUGGACUUUGUUAAAAAGAAAAAAGUUGUUCUUUUAGAAGAUCUUGCAUCACAUUUUGGUCUAAGAACUCAAGAUGCGAUCGAUAGAGUUCAGACAAUGCUCAAAGAUGAGAUAUUAACUGGUGUUAUUGAUGAUCGUGGUAAAUUUAUUUAUAUUUCUAAUGAAGAACUCAAAGCAGUUGCUAAGUAUAUCACUCAGCGUGGUCGGAUUUCUAUCAGUGACCUGGCACAAGCCAGCAAUUCAUUAAUCAAUUUGAUUUCUGAUGCUGUUGAAGUGUAAAGUUGUCAAUUUUUUUCCAUUCCGAUGUGAUGAAUUUCUUCAUAUCAGCAUUGCGGUUUUGUGCUCCAUAUUGGAAUCGGGUGAACUGCUGUGAUUGCCUUCUUAUUUGUAUAAUAGAGACACUAUAUUGCAAGGGGUUGUCGUGAAUGAAAGAACAGCACUAAGAGUUAUGCACUGAUCAAAAGGCAUACAUGUUUAAUUGCAUACAGUUGUCUGGAAAAUUUACCAAUUAUCACAAAAUGCAUUUGGAACCUGUAACCUUAUGCACAAGGUUGCCAUAUGAUUCAUACAGAUUAUUUUGUCUUUAUUGGUGAAAUUAGUGAGUACAUCCUAUGUUUAUUUUAUAAUGGGUGAUUGUGUAUGCUUUGAAUAUGUUUUGGAUGAAUUAUUUGGGGAAAUAAUAUAUUAUUGUCAUGUCAUUAUUCUAGCAUAAUGAGUAAUAUCUUUAUAAUUGAUAUAACCGAGCUUCACAAAUGAAAUGCUAAUAACAACUGCCACACUGGUCUGCAAUUAAAAAAAACAUUACCUGGGUUUUUGCUUGAAAUUCACAAACAAUGUUAUUAUGUUAACAAAAAUUUUUUAUGUACAAUAUGCCUUAUCUGUGUAUCAUUCCAAUUAUCACGGGAGAUUGAAUUAGACAGGACUGGCCCUUUUUUAAUGAAACUGAUCCUAGUAUGUAAAAAAAAUAAGACACUCUAUAUCUCAAACUGAGUAUAGGAGAGCUCCAUGGCAUAGUCAUAUGUUACUGCAUAAGAAUGAAAACCAACCUUUACCGUGAGAAGUCUUCUUGCUUUACCAUUUCAGAGAAAUAAGAAAUACAGAUUCUUAAAAGAAUUUAUUUUAUUUUAAAAUAUAUUAUAGAUAAUUAUAUACAGUGCCAACAUAAUUCAUGCAAAAAUAUGUCUAGAGGAAAUUUUAAUUAUAAACAAAGUUUGCUGUUUUUAAUCUGAUUUAACAUGCUUCAUUGUUGAGAAUUCCCUUUUACUCUGUUUUUUGAAGGAUUUUUGAAUAUUUAUUACAUCUAUGCUGAUGGUGAACUGCUUUAAAUGUAGUUGAAUUGAAAUAAUAAAGCAUCUAUCCAACUACAAUAAAUUUUGCAUCAUGUGAAUGCACUAGAGGCCCAGUCGACGGAUUUAGGUCAUUGACUUUAGGGUAUUUCAUUCUCUGCUUCUUUGGUCGAACCUAAAUAGUAUAAAUGCUUGGUAAUGUUUUAUCUGGAAAUCUCAAGUUAACUCUGUGAAUUUUGUUCACUGAUAAUGGAGAAUGAAACCUUACUUGAAAAUUAUUCAAAAAAAAAAAUUAAUUUCUAUUAUUAGUUGAAUUUGCAACCCUUUUAUGGCGUAUUUGUACCUAGCUAUUACAUUUUGUACAUCUUCGAAAAUAUCAAUUUUUGUUGUUGUUGUUGAAUAGUGGUUUAACCAAAAGUAUAUCAUGGAUAUAGCAUUAGGUAGUGUUGUUUGGCCAAACGAAAUCAUUUACCUUAUCAAUUCUAAUAAGCAUGGGAAAUGCCGUUGGCAUUUCAACUUUCUUGAAUUCUUGUUCUGACCACUUUGCACAAUGUAUUUUCUGUAAAAUGAAAAAAAUGUAACAAUAAAUUGACAUUGCCAAUGGAA
Messenger RNA from Styela clava, 2504 nucleotides. RefSeq names its product DDRGK domain-containing protein 1-like. The record is from RefSeq and is a predicted model, not a curated record. Gene Ontology annotation, molecular function: ubiquitin-like protein ligase binding. Lineage: Eukaryota; Metazoa; Chordata; Ascidiacea; Stolidobranchia; Styelidae.